AUGGUUCAUUUACAUACAUCUCCAAAGCCUCGUUCUCCAUCAUCGGCCUCUGCAACAACAAACAACACAACGACUGGCAACAACAAUAAUCAAAUUCUUGAACAACAACGACAAGCCUACUAUUCUGCCUAUCAUCAAGAUAAAAGGAUAAUUCAAGAAAAACAAGAGGCCUAUUAUGAUUAUGAGGAAGCAGCAGAGGAUGUUGAUGAAGAUGAAUACUAUCCGACCAUGACCAGUUCUUAUCAACAAAACAACCAAUUGGUUGGAGCCAGUGGUUUUGAACAACAGCCAGACCUCAUAUCGAAACCAACUCUCAAUCCCUCUUCAUCAUCGACCAGUGACUCUGUUCCAUGUUAUAGUAAUAACGAGGAAUAUCAUCACGACAACUCGGUCAUGCGAGACGAUGAAGAAGAAGAUGAAUAUGUUGACGAGGGAGACGACAAUGAAGCAAAUGAUUUGGAAAAUCAAUUUUCUGAGACUGGACUCAACACUAGUUAUGACGACAUGAACGAAAAUCCAUACGCCAAAGAUUCACCUCAACACGAGCACUAUAUCGAAGGAGUUCAAUUUUUACUACCACUCCGAUAUGAACCCAUAGAAUGUGUCGGAAAAGGAGCUUAUGGAAUUGUUAUUAGCGCAAACGAUAGGCUCAUGAAUCGAAAAGUAGCCAUUAAAAAGAUUGAAGCUGUUUUCAAGAAGGAAAAAUUCUUUCAAAAGAGAAUUAUGAGAGAAAUCAAAAUUCUAAUUCACUGCAAAGGGCAUCCAAAUAUUGUGGAAAUAUUAGAUUUAGUUCCUUCUGAAUCAUUUGAUGAAUUCGAAGACAUUUAUAUCGUGACCGAAUAUAUGGAUUGUAAUUUACAAGAAUUACUGAAAUCCGGACAAAAAUUCAGCGAGCAAAACAUUCAAUACUUUUUAUAUCAAAUGCUGAAAGCCCUAGACGUAUUACAUUCUUGUGAUAUUGUUCACCGUGACAUUAAGAGUAGUAAUAUCUUGGUCAAUAACGAUUAUGAAGUCAAGUUUUGUGAUUUUGGAUUGUCACGAGCCAUGAUGAACGAAAAGAUGUCGACAGACAAUGUUGCUACCAGAUGGUAUCGAUCUCCAGAACUGUUACUCAAAUAUCACAAGGCAGGAAAACCAAUCGAUGUGUGGAGCUUGGGUUGUGUUUUCGCAGAGCUACUCUCAACACCAAAACAACACGUUCUCUUCCCUGGAGAAAGCCAUCUCAAUCAAAUUGACAAGAUUUUGGACAUUUUAGGAACUCCACCACCUGAAGAUAUUUAUGGAUGUUUCAAAGCUCAAGUGUACAUGAGUAAUCAGCCAUUCAGAAAGAAGAAGGAUUUCAGUAAACUAUUCCCAGAGGCAAAUCCUGAAGCGUUGGACCUUUUGGAAAAGAUGCUCUCGUUUUCUCCUGAUAAGAGAAUUACUGUGAAAGAAGCUCUAAAGCAUCCAUAUUUGGAGAGCAUGGCCAAUCAUAUGGACGAUGAAGAAGAAGGAAUUUCUUCCGAUGGAGGAUUUGUGACCAGAGAUUUCGAAUAUAGAUUCGAUGAGUCUUGGGAAGUACAUCAAAUUAAGAAAAUGAUGUAUGACGAGUGUGUUAAUUUUCAUUAUGCAUGGUCGAGGAAGUAG
Messenger RNA from Naegleria lovaniensis, 1626 nucleotides. RefSeq lists its product as uncharacterized. Gene Ontology annotation, molecular function: MAP kinase activity; ATP binding. The record is from RefSeq and is a predicted model, not a curated record. Gene Ontology annotation, biological process: protein phosphorylation; intracellular signal transduction. NCBI's taxonomy places the organism in Eukaryota, Heterolobosea, Eutetramitea, Acrasida, Naegleriidae. Gene Ontology annotation, cellular component: nucleus; cytoplasm. The transcript has a single exon. Bases 1 to 1626 code for a protein of 541 amino acids.